Parnassius apollo (apollo) is the source of this 396-nucleotide messenger RNA. The record is from the annotation of a GenBank genome assembly. Lineage: Eukaryota; Metazoa; Arthropoda; Insecta; Lepidoptera; Papilionidae.
AUGGCUGGAUCUUUAAAGCACUUCUUGCAAAACAGUGAAGAUUCCACGGAGACUAUCGAUGCGACCAAAUCUCAAUAUUCUAAAUCCGUAAUGUCAGUAACCGUCAGUAGACCAUCUGAAAUUUCAACAGAGGCGACUGCGGUAACAUCAGGUCCUGCAACAAAUGGCGGCGGUUGUAGCAGCAAAACAGCUUCUACUGAUGCAGAGCCCGAUGAAGCGAUGACACCAUUCUCGUCUACAGCACUUGAACAAUCCACUUCAGGUAAUUCAGUUUGUGUAAGAAGUUCGGUAAUGUCAGUUACCGAAAUACCUGCUGCAAGUGACACUUUCGAUGAAGGCUUUAAUAAGACUAGUGUUAACGACGCUCACGUUGCAUCUCGGAUAUCUGAAAUAUAA